Thamnophis elegans (Western terrestrial garter snake) is the source of this 2854-nucleotide messenger RNA. It is a transcript of the gene COQ8A, whose product is annotated as coenzyme Q8A. Gene Ontology annotation, biological process: ubiquinone biosynthetic process. The transcript has 15 exons. Gene Ontology annotation, cellular component: extrinsic component of mitochondrial inner membrane. Gene Ontology annotation, molecular function: kinase activity. NCBI's taxonomy places the organism in Eukaryota, Metazoa, Chordata, Lepidosauria, Squamata, Natricidae. The record is from RefSeq and is a predicted model, not a curated record. Bases 127 to 2073 code for a protein of 648 amino acids.
AAGAGGGCAGGGGCGAGUUGGUAAACAAGCUCCGCGCCUCGUGGUGCCACGGGGCGGGUGUCUGGGGAACAGGCAGUCGGGGUUGGGAGCGGCGCCGUGCGGGCCGAGUGCUGGAGGUGAUCAGUCAUGGCAGGUGAUGCCAUCAUGAUGGUGCGAGGGCUGACAAAGCUCAGUAAGGCAGUCCUAGAGACACAGGCAGGACAGCUACGACAAGUAAUCCUUGGUGGAGAUGCAUUAACCAUAGCCCGAAGCUUUCAGGCAGUUGCAGAGGAACAGUUCAGUGCUGCUAUGGGGAAAAUGCAGGAACUGGGCAAACAACAGGAAAACUUGAAAGAUAUUGGUGAAGACUUUGGAAAAGAAUAUAACUUUUCAGAAUCGGAGCUGGGAGGCAUUACAAAGGACUUCUCUUCUGCUCAAGACCAGCCUCACAAGCACAGUGGUACAGAGGGCCCAUCUUAUUCUUAUGAUAUCAAAGGACCUGUUCAAAGUGGUGGGAGUGGAGAUGCUACUGCAAGUCAAAAUCCCAUUUCUGGCAAAAUAAAUACAAAGCUAUUUGAAGGCUUUAGGAACCCUGGGAAUCCUUUCGCUCUUGUCUUUGGCCAAAUCAGGCCUUUUCACCAAGACCAUUCCCCUGUUGGUGGAUUAACAGCUGAAGACAUUGACAAAGCCAGGCAAGCUAAAGCAGGUCCACAGCAAAAGCCUCACAAACAGAUGCUCAGUGAACGUGCCCGAGAACGAAAAGUGCCUGUUACUCGAAUUGGAAGGCUUGCUAAUUUUGGAGGCUUAGCUGUUGGUCUUGGCAUUGGAGCAUUGGCAGAGGUUGCAAAGAAGAGUCUAAGAUCUGAAGAGCGCAAUGGAAAGAAAGCUAUUUUGGAUUCCAGCCCAUUUCUCUCUGAAGCAAAUGCUGAAAGAAUUGUGAGUACCCUGUGCAAGGUUCGAGGUGCUGCACUGAAACUGGGACAGAUGCUGAGCAUUCAAGAUGAUGCUUUCAUCAACCCACAACUCCAAAAGAUUUUUGAACGCGUUCGGCAGAGUGCAGACUUCAUGCCUUUAAAGCAAAUGAUAAAAACGUUGAACAAUGAUCUUGGCCCUAACUGGCGUGAUAAAUUGGAGUCUUUUGAAGAGCGACCUUUUGCUGCAGCUUCUAUUGGACAAGUUCACUUAGCUCGUUUGAAGAACGGCAAAGAAGUUGCCAUGAAAAUCCAGUAUCCAGGAGUGGCCCAUAGCAUUAACAGUGAUGUCAGCAACCUGAUGACUGUCUUGAGUAUGAGCAAUGUUCUUCCAGAAGGUCUUUUCCCCGAACACCUGAUUGAAGUAAUAAGGAGAGAACUGGCCCUGGAAUGUGAUUACAAGAGAGAAGCUGCCUGUGCCAAGACGUUCAGGGAGCUGCUCAAGGACCAUCCCUUCUUUUACGUCCCUGCUGUGGUAGAUGAGCUGUGUGGUCAGAGUGUCCUUACAACAGAACUCGUGCCGGGGUUUCCACUGGAUCAGGCUGAAGAUCUAAGCCAGGAAAUUCGGAAUGAGAUCUGCCAUAACAUAUUGGUUUUGUGCCUGAGGGAGCUGUUUGAGUUCAGGUACAUGCAGACUGAUCCAAACUGGUCGAACUUUUUCUAUGACCCAGAAUCGCACAAGGUGGCACUUCUGGAUUUUGGAGCAACACGUGGCUUUGAUGAGAAGUUCACAGAUACCUACAUAGAAUUAAUCAAAGCAGCUGCUGACAUGGACAGUGAGAGAGUGCUAAAGAAAUCAGUAGAAAUGAAAUUUUUAACUGGCUACGAAAACAAGGCUAUGGAAGAUGCUCACUUGAAUGCUGUCCUUAUUCUUGGAGAAGCUUUUGCAUCCCAUGAACCUUUUGAUUUUGGGUGUCAAAAAACCACCGAAAAGAUACAUGGAUUAAUCCCAGUCAUGUUGAAGCACAGGUUGGUCCCUCCACCAGAAGAGACCUAUUCUCUUCAUCGGAAAAUGGGUGGCUCUUUUCUCAUAUGCUCCAAGCUGAAGGCCAAAAUUCCAUGCAAGAAUAUGUUUCAAGAAGCCUACAGUAAAUACUGGAGUAAAAAGACCAAAAGAGAGUAGUGGCACAAAAGAACUAUUAAAUAUUAUUGUCUUAUGAAUAUGGCCCAAUCAUCAACCUCUGGCACACCACAAUAUUAUUUCUUCCCUCUCACGCCUCCAGAAUUGCUUUAGCAAUGCAACAGAUGACCUUCUGGAAGCAGAAUAAUUUUGAGGAAAUUGUCCUUUUGUUGGGUACAGUUCCUCUCAACAUUCUCACCAGAUUUUAGGUGUGUAUCUUAUUUUAUAAAAAAUAAUAAUAGUGGUUUGCUAGUUUAGAAGAUGUGGAGGCAAAAAUGAACUACUGUGUUUCAUACUGCCCUAGACCUUGGCGAUCUUUUUCAUAUUUUAACAUUGGUAGCUGAGUUGACUUUUUUUUAAGAAAAAAAAUAUUGAGGUGGAACAUAAAUCAAAAUGAGCUGGCAUAGAAAUUUAUUUGUACUUCUUGAAAUGUUAUUUUCCUCAUCUUCAAGAUUUUUUUCCAGUUUCCUUCUAAUGUUGAAAGACUUUCUUCUGCAGUUUCAUACUGUAAAGAAUAGAAUGCCAACGUAAUUUACAAUAAAACCUUAUUUUUGUAUGAUAUUUGGUGGGAGUCUGUAAUGUCUGAGAUUUUCUUAUAGAACAGUGUGAAAUAUAUAUAUGUGGAGUCUCUGGUGCUCAACAAAACAGGAUUUUAAAGAAUCUGAAACAAACAGUUCAUUGGUAUAUGUAGAACAUCUUACCUUGAAAUUUGGUUGCUUAUCUUUGAUUCUUUUGAGCUAUAAGUAGAAGGAAUGUAUCUCAAAAAUUGGGUUUGCUCGUUAAA